UCUUAUCGGGGGUGGAUUCAUGUACACAAGAUAGGUUUGCCUGACUGACUGCGCGAACGAGUGUUUGUGCGUGGCUUCAUCCCUGAACGGAACAUCUGUCAGGGGCCUGGAAUACACACUCGGUCCAUCGCCAUGGAACGAGGCUUCGGCUACGCGCGCGAGAGGCCCGCCGGCGCCUGGCACGAUUUCCCUCCCCGCGACAGGGACGAAAGUCUUUAUUAUUACCGCGACGCUCAGAGCCACUACCCUUGGCACGCACAACAGGCGCAAUACUAUGCCCCUGAGGAAAGGGUGAGAGGCCGCAGGUAUGACUCGCCCUUCGAGGAAACAAAGGCCGCUCGGGGUCACCGUGAAGAACAUGACCUCCAAAAGGAGUUUGGGUUCUCAUACACCUCCGGAAUACGCGAGAUGCAGGACAUCAAAUCCAGGCAAAACUACCAGCAGAUCCGCAACCACGAGAGGCGCAAAGCCGCCUUUGACUACCAGCGCGAGCGAAGGAGUCACGAAAGAGUCCCUCAUUACGUAAACGGCUUUCAGGAGUCAGUGCAGCAUCCGCGGAGAGAAUUUUUCCACGAGUGGAACAGAGGCAGACGCGAGAGAUCACCGAGUCCCAGGCGGAACGGAGCUUGGAGAGGACGUGAAGAUUUCGACGCAGCCGUGCAGCCGCGUCCACACCACGGCAGGUCAUCGCCCCCGCACUACAGGCAGCGAGAGCCAGCGAGGAGGGCCGACUCGAACCCAAGCUUCGAACACCGUUCCCGACAGAUGCCUUUCAGGAGCUACAGCCCCACAGGCCAAGAAGAGCAGAGGAGACGGAAUCUCGGCAGACAGGCCUUCCGCCCGCGUUCGAACUCGCUCGAAAGUUACUGGGGCCCAGCGAUCUCGCCUACCAAUUCGAACGAGGCUUUUACUGACGCCUACUACGAAUCGAGCACCUCCAGCCCAACGCAGCAGCCACCGCCUGUAUUUCAGCAUCAGCCCCGGGAAAGGGCUGGGCAACGCCCACAGCCUCACCAGCCCUUCAUACCGCAGCCCGACUAUACGUGGCACAAGAAGAAAAAACGAUUCCCCGUUCAGCACCCGGAUUACCCAUUUUAAUUUCUUGUGUCAGCUACCCGAGUUCGCUCGAAGAUACUUUAGUACAGGUUUGCAACGUACAAAGUGUAUUUAAGUCUAGAUCCCCACGGUAAAACUAUAACCGCUUAACAAAUAUGUAUAUUAUAUUGUGAAUAAAUGCAUAAUGUGUAA
Messenger RNA from Penaeus indicus, 1248 nucleotides. RefSeq lists its product as uncharacterized. The transcript is spliced from 2 exons. NCBI's taxonomy places the organism in Eukaryota, Metazoa, Arthropoda, Malacostraca, Decapoda, Penaeidae. Bases 133 to 1098 code for a protein of 321 amino acids. The record is from RefSeq and is a predicted model, not a curated record.